AGCGCCAGAGCGGAAGUAUCGGCAACACUGUAUCGAGAGUCGUGACCUUAAACCGACAAACCGUCAAAAUAAAAGCUGGAACGCGCGCGAAGCGCAGUUAUGCGCAGGCAGCGACAGGGAGUUUUUUCUUCCAGUUUGCGCCGGACUCGCUUCGCGGUUAGGUCGAGUUUUUUGUGUUGGAUAAAAAAGUUGAUCGAUUGACGAAUUAAAUAACGCGAAGCAUUCGUGUUGCUAGACAAACUGUACCGAGAUAAGAUAAGUACAUUAGUGUAAAAUUCCGUCUGAACGGACAAUGAUGACGCAUGAUAAUCGUCCACAGACUGAUCAGCGUAGGGUACAUCCGUAUAAGCAUCGAACACGUGCCCAAGAGCAAUAUUGACUCUUCGUCCAGCAUCGCUACGGAUAGCCGAAACACAAUCGGACUCGGCGCGGCGCAUGUGUACGAAUCGGAUAAAUUACGGUGCAAUCAGUCGUCAAUUGCCUACAUCCGUCGGAGCGGACUCGAGAUUCCCCGUUCAGUUCGCCUCUCGUUGUCGGUCGACGCGCGCGCGCGCGCAGCGGCCUCUUCUUCGCAAAAGGAGCAAAAAAGCAGCGGUGAACCCGCGCACGCACGCGGAGGUAAAAGGGCGGCCAAUGUAAACUUUCGCUCGCUCGCUCUGGAUACGAACGCGGUGCGUAUGAUGCGGAGCCUCCGUCAGAAGAGCUGUUUUUGCCUCUUGAUCGGCGUUGUCCACUUAUUGACCCAGUUUCAGGUAUCGGGUCACCCGCGGCCGCAGCAGGUCGAGGAGGCGGUGGCCGGGGUCUUCGACGCGGCGCGGCAGACGGUGACGGACGCGGUGGGCGUGGCCCAGGGCGCAGUGAACACGGCGAUCGACGCCGCCAAGAAUGGCGUCAUCAACGAGAUCACGACCGUCCAGGAGGCCGCGCGACUCGGCCUCGACACCGGACGCAACGUCAUCCAGUUCGGCGCCAACGCCGUCAUCAGGAUGCUCGGCGGCGGCGGCGGUCAAUGAGAAAUUGUAGAAAACUCGCCUUCACCAAUAAAGAGCUUCUCUCCUUUGCAAA
This is a messenger RNA of Nasonia vitripennis (jewel wasp), 1065 nucleotides long. RefSeq lists its product as uncharacterized. NCBI's taxonomy places the organism in Eukaryota, Metazoa, Arthropoda, Insecta, Hymenoptera, Pteromalidae. The record is from RefSeq and is a predicted model, not a curated record. Bases 303 to 1013 code for a protein of 236 amino acids. The transcript is spliced from 4 exons.